Octopus sinensis (East Asian common octopus) is the source of this 2587-nucleotide messenger RNA. RefSeq names its product serine/arginine repetitive matrix protein 2-like. Gene Ontology annotation, molecular function: mRNA binding. NCBI's taxonomy places the organism in Eukaryota, Metazoa, Mollusca, Cephalopoda, Octopoda, Octopodidae. The record is from RefSeq and is a predicted model, not a curated record. Bases 1422 to 2291 code for a protein of 289 amino acids. The transcript has 2 exons.
UUCAAAAGGCUUCCCAGGAGAGGUCGCUACUUGUUUUCAAAGUGUCCGGCGGCCAUCUUGGAAGGAGACAAGAUGUCGACUUGCAAAGAUUUUGGAGAAGACCAACAACAAGAACACCACCAGGCUGGCCUCCACCUGUGAAGGAUUUAACCAACGGCACGGCCAGCUUGUAGGCCAAUAGAUACAGGUUCUAUAGACUCUAUUUGUGAAGUUCUGAACAAGAUCAACAACAAGUUGAAGGCCGAUCUGUGUGGAUAAUUCAACCAACAUAUUGGUCCAGAUCAAUUAUAUAUAUGUGUGUAUAUAUGUAUAUAUACGGAUGUAGAGUAUUUUAGUGGACUUGUAUACCUUGUGGAGAAGACCAGCGACAAGGCCAACGCCUGUGGAGUAUUUACUUAUCGUAUGGACCAGCUUGGAGACCAAUAUAUGUAUUUAUAUUAACAGAUUUUAAGGAUGGACUUGUAAAUGUUGUAAACAACAAGGUUCACAUCUGUGGAAUAUUUAACGAACAGCUUGGUUCUCUUAUUUACAUAUACAUCCCUUGUUAUAUAUAUAUAUAUAUAUAUAUAUACGGAUGAUGUAGAUUAUUUUAGUGGACUUGUAUACCUUGCAGAAAAAACCAGCAACAACAAAGCCAACGUCUGUGGAUUAUUUACUUACCGUAUUGACCAACUUGGACAUCAAUAUAUAUAUAUAUAUAUAUAUAAUAUAUAUAUAUAUAUUGAGAGGUAUACAUCUGAGGAAGAUUUAGCUAACAUCUUGGCUCUCUUAGGCCAAUAUAUUUACAUACACGUCCCUUGUUAUCAAAACUACACACAUACAUACACACAUAUAUACAUAUAUAUAUAUAUAUAUAUAUAUAUAGCAUAGUUCUUGCAUGUAUACAUAAAUGCGUGUGAUUAAUUAACGAAACAUUGAGGUACACACUUAACAAAACACAACAUAAAUCUAGUCUUUUUUUUUUCCUGUCCCUCCCUGGUUCCUGUUAAAAAUUUAUUGCGUGUAUUUCUUUGCGAUCUCUGAAGUGAUCUAUGUUUCUUGUUUGUCAUUGUCACUAUUUAAGAAUACUGUGUUUAUAAAUUACGGAGAUGUACUUGCAUAGCAAGUGACUUGAUCUGAGAUCGUGUGCUGGAACGUGUUUAUAAAUUAUAAGGAAAAACCUUACAUCUGUUUACACACUCACACACACACUUUGCGAGAUGUGAAAAAACAGGCAAACAAAUAUUUGAGAUUAAUUUUCAUAUAGUUUUAAAGCUUUAUUUUUUCCUAUAUCUCUACACUCCACCAUCCAUGUGAAAAAUAUAUUUCCUGUCUUUCAUAUAUAUAUAUAUAUUUAUAUAUACAUACACCAAAAACCAGACUCUUUCCUGUCUCCCAUCACAGAAAAAAGAGGCAGGGAAAAAAAGUGAGUAACACGCAGGAUGUAUAACGGAAUUGGUCUAACUACCCCACGGGGUAGCGGAACCAACGGUUACGUGACCCGUAACCUUUCCUUCAUCCGCAAGCACAAAGACAGGAUAGAUUACAAAUCCGAAGAGGAAAUCAGGAAGCUGGAAAAUUCCUUGAUCAAGGCUCCGAACAAGGAAAUCCUGGACCACGAACGGAAGCGGAAAAUCGAGUUGAAAUGCAUGGAAAUGCGAGAAUUGAUGGAGGAGCAGGGCUACGCGGACGAUGCCAUCGAACGGAAAGUGGCCGCCUUUCGUAAGGUGCUCCUGGAAAAGGAAGGGAUGUGCGAUCGCGUCACUGAAAAGGACGAGUUCGGUCGGCCCAUCACCCGCGACACGCAUCAGCUGGCCGAGGCGAACCUCGAGAAAAAUGCUCGCCUCCGCGAAGCCUUUAACCUCAGCAAGGACUAUGUAGACGGCAGUUCGUUUGACCCGGCGAGGAAGGCCAAAGAACAAGCUGCAAGGGCCGAAGCCGCGGCCCUGGCCCAGAAGAAAUACGCCCUCGUCGACGACCCCCAAUCGUCGUCGUCGUCAUCGUCGCCUUCGCCGUCACCCUCCCACAGCUCGUCCCAGUCCGACACGGAAUCACCGUCGCCAGCCAAACACCGCAAGCACCAUCAUCAUCAUCGUCACCGUCGCCAUGGCAGCAGUAAACACAAGAGCAGCAAGAGCAGUCAUCGGAAGCACCAUAGCAACAACAACAACAACAGCAGCGGCGGUGGUGGUGGCGGAGACGGUAAGAGCGGUAGCAAAAAGCACAAGAGUAAAAAAUCGCGAGAUCGAAGCCGGUCGCCGGUAGUCGAAAAGUCAGAGCGAAAAAAGAAGAAAAAGCACAAGAAAUCCUAAUUCACUUCGAUAUGGGUAUACAAUGUUGUAUAGGUUAAGCCUCACAACCAUAUAUAUAUAUAUACACACACACAUAAUAUAUAUAUACAUAGACAUUAUAUAUACGUACGUAAUUAUCUAUAAAUAUAUAAACAUACAUGUACGUAAUAUAUAUAUAUGUACGUUAUAUAUAUAUAUAUAAAUGGGUUUGCUAUCCUGGAUUCGAACCCCUUGCCAGCAACUUUAAAACUGUAUCAAGAAACAUUUAUUUCUCCAUAAUCUGUAACUAUUUAUAUUUUUUAACAUGCCAUGAACAA